CCGCAGAACACUGAACGCGAGGAACGCGCUUGCCAGCCAGUCUCCUUGGUUAUUAUUCUACAAACCCACCCCUCCCUCUACAUCUUCAGUGCCGAUUUUCAAGCAGCAAUGGCGCUUCUCGGACAAGCAGCGCCCGUAAAUUACGAGGAACAAGAAGCUGCAUUUGUCGACUUUCUCCAGAACUUCAAAUCCUCUUCCACAGAAGCUGCCGACCAGCUGCAGAACCUCAAUCUCAAUGGAGGCGACAAUGAAGAGUACGACAUGGUCGACGACUCGGACGAUCCUGCACCGGAUGGUUCGUCGAGGCGCAACCCCUCCAAGGCCAAAUACGUGCACAUGUUGCAAGAGGUUGCCGACAGAACGAGGACAAACAUCGUCAUAGACUUGAACGAUUUGGACGCUUGGGAGAGAGCCAACGUGGACGAUGAACACGACUUCAAGCUGGUGCAGUCCAUAGAGAAAAACGCCCACCAUUAUAUCGAGACUUUCUCACGAGCAGUGGACAAGGUCAUCCCCGCGCCAUCUAGGGAUCCCAACUUCAAGGAUGAUGUGCUUGAUAUCAUCAUGACACAGCGGUCGAAGCGAAACGAGAGAAUGCAGGAGAUGCAGGGAGGAGAAGAUGGUGCCCAGGCGCCUCCCGAGAUCAUUUUCCCGCCUGCCUUGACCCGGCGCUACGCCCUCAAUUUCAAGCCUAGAAUCCCAUCCGGCGCCAGCAGUCAACAAAACUCCAAGGCAUUGGCCGUACGCAACGUCCGAGGUGAACACUUGGGUCAUCUCAUCACCGUCCGUGGUAUCGCGACCAGGGUAUCGGAUGUAAAGCCAGCUGUUCAGGUCAACGCUUAUUCAUGCGACCGAUGUGGUUGCGAAAUCUUCCAGCCUGUCACCACGAAACAGUUCACACCAUUGGACGAAUGUCCGUCCGACGACUGCAAAAAAAACAACACCAAGGGUCAGCUAUUUCUCUCCACGCGCGCUUCAAAAUUUCUUCCGUUCCAGGAAGUGAAGAUUCAAGAGAUGGCCGACCAGGUGCCUGUUGGCCACAUUCCUAGGCAAUUGACCAUCCACUGCCACGGUUCUCUAGUACGACAAAUAAACCCUGGAGAUGUCAUUGACUGCGCUGGAAUCUUCCUUCCAACCCCUUACACAGGUUUCAAGGCUAUUCGUGCUGGUCUUCUCACCGACACAUAUCUGGAGGCACAGUACGUCUUCCAACACAAGAAAGCCUAUGACGACAUCGUGCUCGCUCAGCCCACUGUCAAGAGAAUGAACGAGCUGGAACGUACUGGUCAACUGUACGAAUAUCUCUCUAGGUCUAUUGCCCCUGAAAUCUUUGGCCAUGUCGACGUUAAGAAGGCACUGCUUUUGCAGCUCAUCGGCGGAGUGACUAAGGAGGUUGGUGAUGGUAUGCGCAUCCGUGGCGACAUCAACGUUUGCCUGAUGGGUGAUCCUGGUGUUGCCAAAUCGCAACUGUUGAAAUAUAUCACCAAGGUCGCACCCCGUGGUGUGUAUACUACAGGUCGCGGUAGCAGCGGUGUCGGUCUCACUGCAGCCGUCAUGCGAGAUCCAGUCACCGACGAAAUGGUUCUCGAGGGCGGCGCGCUCGUAUUGGCUGACAAUGGCAUGUGCUGCAUUGAUGAGUUUGACAAGAUGGACGAUAGCGAUAGAACCGCCAUCCACGAAGUCAUGGAACAGCAGACGAUUUCCAUCUCUAAAGCCGGAAUCACUACGACCCUUAACGCCCGUACCUCGAUUCUUGCGGCAGCUAAUCCCCUUUAUGGGCGAUACAAUCCUCGCAUUUCCCCUGUUGAAAACAUCAACCUCCCGGCCGCACUCUUGUCCCGUUUUGACGUUCUGUUCCUUAUUCUUGAUACCCCCUCCCGAGACUCAGACGAAGAACUGGCCCGUCACGUAACAUAUGUGCAUAUGCACAACGCCCACCCUGAAGCUCCUGGAGGAAUCGUUUUCAGUCCGGCCGAAGUACGACAAUGGGUUGCUCGCGCACGUUCGUUCCGCCCAACUGUUCCCAAGGAAGUUUCUGAUUACAUGGUUGGCGCAUACGUCCGCAUGCGACAACAGCAAAAACGUGAUGAAGGCUCCAAGAAGCAAUUCACGCACACUUCCCCUCGUACAUUGCUGGGUGUCCUUCGUCUCUCGCAGGCUCUUGCGCGUUUGCGAUUCGCGGAACAAGUCAUCACCGAGGAUAUUGACGAGGCAUUGAGGCUGGUCGAGGUCAGCAAGGCCAGUUUGUACGCCGACGAGAACCGUAGGGACGAUCACACUCCCAGCAGCAAAAUCUAUCACCUCGUCAAGGGUAUGGAGGCAAGUGGUGCGGCUGCUGUUGGUGACGGAACACGAGGUGAACUGGACCUUCGCAGAGUUCGCGAGAGAGUGUUGGCAAAGGGUUUCACCGCAGACCAGUUUGAACAAGCGAUCGAAGAAUACUCUCUAUUGGAUGUAUGGCAAACGACCGGUGAAGGCACGAGACUUGUCUUCAUUGAGGCCGGUGAUGAGGACAUGGAUGACGACAACGAUUUCUAA
Periconia digitata is the source of this 2538-nucleotide messenger RNA. The record is from the annotation of a GenBank genome assembly. Lineage: Eukaryota; Fungi; Ascomycota; Dothideomycetes; Pleosporales; Periconiaceae.